Messenger RNA from Phragmites australis (common reed), 1141 nucleotides. RefSeq lists its product as uncharacterized. The transcript has 4 exons. The coding region runs from base 252 to 941 and encodes 229 amino acids. NCBI's taxonomy places the organism in Eukaryota, Viridiplantae, Streptophyta, Magnoliopsida, Poales, Poaceae. The record is from RefSeq and is a predicted model, not a curated record.
GAUCUGAAGCUACGAAUAAUGCUCUUGCUCCUUCCGCUAAACGAACAUAUGCUAGCAAGAUAAUUGGCUGGCUUGUGCUACUGCUUUACAAGAACUCCGGUAAUCUUAAUAAAGGCCAUGAAGAUGAAGCCAACCAAAAUUGUCUUUCGUCCGUAUAUCCUUCUCGAAGUAUAUUGCAAUCAAGUACAUUGUUACAAGGUGAAGAAUCUAAUGGACGAAAACAUGCUCAUGAGACGACACAUUCUACUAAUAUGUCAGAAGAGUCGAGACAAAGUGCUUGUAGGCAAACAAAUGAGCAAGUUGAAGCAUUGCGUGCAUGUGAUAGGGCGCGUUAUGCAAAUAUGACACCCGGACAAAGAAAAGCAAGACGAGACCAUGAAAACGUCCGUCGCUCAUUGCAGCGUAACAACCCAAGUCAUGAAUCAAGACAAGUUUUAACAAUGGAGAAAAUUGAAGCAAGGCACGCAUGUGAUAGGGCGCAGUAUGCAAAUGUGACACCUAAGCAGAAGAAAGCAAGGCGAGAUCGUGAAAACGCACGCCGCGCACUGCGACGCAAUACCCCAAUUCUGGAGACCAUUGCGAUGAAAAACACCAUGGACGAUCCAGUGGACAAUCCCCUUCUCGUUAGCAUAUCUGUCCCAGUUGAACCCAUAAAAGAUAGUGAUUGUGCUACUCUUGCUAGCGAGGGUUACCCUAUGGACAUUCAUGCUUCUUCAAAGCAGAGUCAGGGAACCAUGUCACAAGAGCAAACACAAUCUAGGCAUGAUCAACAAAAUGCUCACAAGCAAGCAAGGCGUGCACGUGAUAGGGCACGCUAUGCAAAUAUGACACCGAUGCAGAGGCAAGUAAGGAGAGAUCGUCAAAACACGCAACGGGCAUUGCGAAGCAACACCCCAUGUAAGGAGUCCAUUGCGAUGGUAAAUCUUUUGUGGCAAGAUUAAUGUGGAGGGGUUUGGUUGCUUUCAAGGGGAGAGAUGGUGUACCAUAGCAUGAUCGUGUGGAAGACACCCGUAACUUCAUGAUGGGAGUAGAACUUGCUACUAGUUGGUUGUGUGGUGUUAUUUUGUGUUAACUUCACUCAGUCAACUAUAUUAUCUCGUGAAAUUUUUUAUUCAUGUUGCAAUGUACAGACAUUUAACUA